UAACUUAAGCAUUUAUUCCGCUGGGAUAGGAGCGGCAGGAGCGGCGCUGGCACCGGCGAGCCAUGGCUGGGAUUCUGUAUUUCGCCCUCUUCCCGCUUCUCUUUGGGAUCUGCGACGCCGUCACCGGCUCCAGGGUGUACCCCGCGAACGAAGUAACCUUAUUGGAUUCCAGAUCUGUUCAGGGAGAACUUGGGUGGAUAGCGAGCCCUCUGGAAGGAGGGUGGGAGGAAGUGAGUAUCAUGGAUGAAAAAAACACACCAAUCCGAACCUACCAAGUGUGCAACGUGAUGGAACCCAGCCAGAAUAACUGGCUCCGAACUGAUUGGAUCACCCGAGAAGGGGCGCAGAGGGUGUACAUUGAAAUCAAGUUCACAUUGAGAGACUGCAACAGCCUUCCAGGUGUCAUGGGCACUUGCAAGGAGACGUUCAACCUCUACUACUAUGAAUCAGACAACGACAAAGAGCGUUUUAUCCGAGAGAGCCAGUUUGCCAAGAUUGACACCAUCGCUGCUGACGAGAGCUUCACCCAGGUGGACAUUGGUGACAGGAUCAUGAAGCUGAACACCGAGAUCCGGGAUGUAGGGCCGUUGAGCAAAAAGGGGUUUUAUCUGGCUUUUCAGGAUGUGGGGGCUUGCAUCGCCCUGGUGUCAGUCCGUGUGUUCUAUAAGAAGUGUCCGCUCACCGUCCGCAAUCUGGCCCAGUUUCCAGACACCAUCACGGGGGCUGAUACGUCUUCCCUGGUGGAGGUUCGAGGCUCCUGUGUCAACAACUCAGAAGAGAAGGAUGUGCCAAAAAUGUACUGUGGGGCAGAUGGUGAAUGGCUGGUACCCAUUGGCAACUGCCUAUGCAAUGCUGGGCACGAAGAGCGAAAUGGAGAAUGCCAAGCCUGCAAAAUUGGGUAUUACAAGGCCCUCUCCACGGAUGCGGCCUGUGCCAAGUGCCCGCCCCACAGCUAUUCGGUCUGGGAAGGAGCCACAUCGUGUACCUGUGACCGAGGCUUUUUCAGAGCCGACAACGACGCCGCCUCCAUGCCCUGCACCCGCCCACCGUCUGCUCCCCUCAACCUGAUUUCAAAUGUCAACGAGACUUCGGUGAAUUUGGAAUGGAGCAGUCCCCAGAACACAGGUGGCCGCCAGGAUAUUUCCUACAAUGUGGUGUGCAAGAAAUGUGGAGCUGGUGAUUCCAGCAAGUGCCGACCCUGUGGAAGUGGGGUCCACUAUACCCCACAGCAGAAUGGCCUGAAGACCACCAAAGUUUCCAUCACUGACCUCCUGGCUCACACCAAUUACACCUUCGAAAUCUGGGCGGUGAAUGGAGUGUCCAAGUACAACCCCAGCCCAGACCAAUCAGUGUCCGUCACUGUGACGACCAACCAAGCAGCACCAUCAUCCAUUGCCUUGGUCCAGGCGAAAGAAGUUACAAGAUACAGUGUUGCUCUGGCUUGGCUGGAACCAGAUCGGCCCAAUGGGGUGAUCUUGGAGUAUGAAGUCAAGUAUUAUGAGAAGGAUCAGAAUGAGCGAAGCUACCGGAUUGUCCGGACGGCCGCCAGGAACACAGAUAUCAAAGGCCUGAAUCCUCUGACUUCCUACGUGUUCCAUGUCCGAGCCAGGACAGCAGCUGGCUACGGCGACUUCAGCGAGCCCCUGGAGGUCACAACCAACACAGUGCCUUCCCGGAUCAUCGGAGAUGGGGCCAACUCCACGGUCCUUCUGGUCUCAGUCUCAGGCAGUGUGGUGCUGGUGGUCAUUCUCAUCGCGGCCUUUGUCAUCAGCAGGAGACGGAGUAAAUACAGUAAAGCUAAACAAGAAGCAGAUGAAGAGAAACAUUUGAAUCAAGGUGUUAGAACUUAUGUGGAUCCCUUUACAUAUGAAGAUCCCAACCAAGCAGUUCGAGAAUUUGCCAAAGAAAUCGACGCCUCCUGCAUUAAGAUUGAAAAAGUCAUAGGAGUUGGUGAAUUUGGCGAAGUAUGCAGCGGGCGUCUCAAAGUGCCUGGCAAGAGAGAGAUCUGUGUAGCCAUCAAGACACUGAAAGCUGGUUAUACAGACAAACAGAGGAGAGACUUCCUGAGUGAGGCCAGCAUCAUGGGACAGUUUGACCACCCGAACAUAAUUCACUUGGAAGGCGUUGUCACCAAAUGUAAACCAGUAAUGAUCAUAACAGAGUACAUGGAGAAUGGCUCCUUGGAUGCAUUCCUCAGGAAGAAUGAUGGCAGAUUUACUGUCAUUCAGCUGGUGGGCAUGCUUCGUGGCAUCGGGUCUGGGAUGAAGUACUUAUCUGAUAUGAGCUAUGUGCAUCGAGAUCUAGCUGCACGGAACAUUCUGGUCAAUAGCAACUUGGUCUGCAAAGUGUCUGAUUUUGGCAUGUCGCGAGUGCUUGAGGAUGAUCCGGAAGCAGCUUACACCACCAGGGGUGGCAAGAUUCCUAUCCGGUGGACCGCGCCAGAAGCAAUUGCCUAUCGUAAAUUCACAUCAGCGAGUGAUGUAUGGAGCUAUGGAAUCGUUAUGUGGGAAGUGAUGUCGUAUGGAGAGAGACCCUAUUGGGAUAUGUCCAAUCAAGACGUGAUUAAAGCCAUUGAGGAAGGCUAUCGGCUCCCCCCUCCAAUGGACUGCCCCAUCGCCCUCCAUCAGCUGAUGCUAGACUGCUGGCAGAAGGAGAGAAGUGACAGGCCGAAAUUCGGGCAGAUUGUCAACAUGUUGGACAAACUCAUCCGCAACCCCAACAGCUUGAAGAGGACGGGAACUGAGAGCUCCAGACCUAACACUGCCUUGUUGGACCCAAGCUCCCCUGAAUUCUCCGCCGUGGUAUCAGUGGGCGAUUGGCUCCAGGCCAUUAAAAUGGACCGAUAUAAGGAUAACUUCACGGCUGCUGGUUAUACCACACUAGAGGCUGUAGUGCACAUGAACCAGGAGGACCUGGCGAGGAUCGGCAUCACGGCCGUCACACACCAGAACAAGAUUUUGAGCAGCGUCCAGGCGAUGAGAACCCAAAUGCAACAGAUCCACGGCAGGAUGGUUCCCGUCUGAGCCAGUACUGACUAAACUCGAAACUCUUGAAAUUAGUUUACCUCAUCCAUGCACUUUAAUUGAAGAACUGCACUUUUUUUACUUCGUCUUCGCCCUCUGAAAUUAAAGGAGAAAAAUAAAAAAUAUCCCGGCAGCGUUGCUCGGCAUCCAGAUCUCCGGAACCGUGGGGCUUACAGAAAUGACAGCCGUCGUUUGAAUUAGACCUGGAACAAAUUGUUUCUCAGAAGUGCUCCGUCCAUCACCAGUUUGUAAAAUACGCGUCCCUAUAUAAAUAGAACACCACCUCCGAGUUUUGAUGCCGCCUUUGCUGCCAGACGCUGAGCUUCUCUGAGACAUCCUUGAUCAUCUCUCCAUUGGGAGUUACAACUGCAGUGUUGUGUUUGUGGCGUCAAGGACCGUCCUCCUGCUUUCACUGGAACGAAUGCCAUGCCCAGGAACGUUGGGGAAGGACUCAGUUGGAGCUUUUAAGGCUUGGUUCCUACCGCGGGGAACAAUGAGGUGAAAAACCACCUGGCUCAUCAGUGUUGCUCCUUCAGUGCUCAGGCCACCUGGUGGCUUAUGAUGACAUAAGGGGCUGGAAAGAAAAGGAAAGUGGAUUUAAAAUAAUAAUAAUGAUAAUUGAUAAUAAUAAUAAUAAAAAAAAAACCCAAGCACCUCCCCCUCACUGGACAAACAAGGUCUGUUUCUUUGGGCCUGAGGCUGUGCCAUAUAAAGUCAUAUUUGGGGACUCUACGGACUUAUUGUAACUACCUUAUGGAUAGUGGACCGUGACAAUCUUGAAUAGGGAACUUUGACACUUCUCUCCUUUACAGAAGCAAACCCAAACCUAUAAGGGAGUAGAUUCCGCUAUCUUGGCCUCACAGACCUUCCUGUUGAUUACAAAGCCCACAGAAGAAAACAACACCCCCCCCCCCGACCCCAGUCCCUUCGAAAUGUGUUUCUUCUGCUUCUGCUCAGCCAACCCUGGAGCAAAGACACUGAUGAAACAAGACCCAUACCUGAAAAGAAUAAAGGUGUGACGUUCGAACCUGCUUUCCCAGUGAAAGAAACAGCAAACGUGCACAGUUUAGCGCGUGUUCUCCAGUUGCAUUGCGGAAUGUACUGUCUCGCGGCACCAGCUCUGCAGAGCCCUUGUUCCUAAACUCCUUGUGGUUUUAUUUAUAUGUAUUUCCAUAUCUCAUUCCUGGACGUCACUGCUGCCUUGGUGUGGCAGCGAGUGACCGAAGGCUACAGGUUUUACAACGGACACCAGGUUAGGUGCCACCACACGAAACAAAGCCAGUUCCCAUGAGCUGCCUCUGAUAUGCAUUGCUGAAGUAACAUUUUACCCAGGGUGUGCCAUUGCCGUGAUAUAAAUAUAUUUUUUUUCCUAGACUAAAUAUGAGCUGACUAUCUCUUUUGAUGUGUGUACAUAGGUGUGAGUGUGCGUGUACACGGGUGUCUGUGCGUGCGAGUGGAUAACCUCAUGCUUCGAACUGCCUGUGAAUGUUGUGGAAUGCUACACCUGGAGAGUUCUGGCUUCCCGCCAGAGUUCUGAGAUGAAGAGCCACAUGAGAGAGUAGUGGGCCUGGAGACCGCACCCGUCCCCUUAGAAAGACAGCCCGGAAAUGUUAAAUGUCCUGUAUCUAUAAGUGUAAUUUUGUAGCUGCCACACUAACCUUAAUAAGGAAUUCUACAGCUUUGGAUGGAGGCAUUUUCACCUUGGCAGUGGGUAAUUUUAGAGUAUCAGUCCAUUCAGGUGACAACCCGUCAUCCAAAUCACCAAUUGUGAUUGAACUUCUCAUCUGAAUCACCAGUUUCUUGAUGGAGAGAGAUCAGGGGAUGGAAUUUGUCUGGUAACCCCAAAUGGAAUAGAAGUAGCCUUUGUUUUCCUGCAUAAAUGGACUCGUUGAAUGCGAACAAAAUAUAUGCAAUUCAUAUACUUUCGGAGAUGAACGUAGACGCGUAUGUCAGCUUUGAGAUGAUGUGUCCUGGAUUAAUACUUUGUCUCUCAAUGUCACAGAAAAAUACAUGCCAGUGACUCUUGAGGUUAGCGUAGUUGGGAUUAAAUGUCCUCAAGCGUUUUCAGGUUCCCGAUUUACAGGAAGAGUUCUACAGUUAUCAAUAUGCAGCUAACUCCUAUGGCCCUUAGCCUUCUAGAAUCUGAGGUCCGGUGUGUGAAGAGUCAGUUCCGAUAGGAAACGUAUACCAAACUCCAGCCAACAUACUGCCAUUUUUCAUAAUCUGAGUGGCUGCCUUGCUUAUUCGAAUCUAUGGUUGCAGAAACUGUGGCCAAUCACAUAAGCUAUAACAUCAAAUCAGGGAAAAAAAAAAUGGGAAAAAAAAAAAGAUUCUGAACCCUAUGUUGUUGACUAAGUAGAGAAAAAUCAUCCAUAAAUAUUUAUUACAUUCUGACAGGGUGUGUGGCAUUGUAUUCUUAUAGCUAUGCCAGAGUGACAAAGUUAAUUCACCCCUUUUUGGGGACUUUAAUAUAUUUUUAAAGGGAUGUGCCUAUGCAUUGAUGCCUGAAAAAUAUGUAUAAAGAAUGAGGUUGAAUCUCUGAGCUGGUCAUCUUUCCCCAGAGGUCAGGGCAGGAGGCCGACUUCAGGGACUCUAUCUAGCCCCCUAAGCAAGUGCUGGCCUAGUGAGUUCGGAUGCUCAGUCUUGCUCAGAUCUUCCAUGUAGGCAGCAUUAAGCUGUUCCCCUGCACCAAAUCAAGUAGCUUCACCAUGUGUCUGCUGGCCCCAAAUUAUUUUUAACAGUCAUGGAUGAAAUGUUCUGGUGUGUUUAAGAAGUUAUUUUAAAGACAGGUUGUGCUCACUACACUGCUGGUGUGUGUGUUUUGAGAACUCUUGUAUUCAAUCUGUGAAGGAUAUGUGUAUUAAUCCAUACACGCUUAUAGCCUCAAUAUUUGUCUGAAGACACUCAAAUUCUGACCAAUAAAGGAAAGUUCUAGAAGCAAUAUUUUCACUUAUUUAACAUUCUCCAAACAACAUCAAGCAUUGAUACACACUGAAGAGUGCAUUUAUUUUUUGUAUCCAAGUAUGUUGGAAUAUGCAAGGACUGUGGUUAAAAUUAGAAUGUAUAAGGCAUAUUAUAAUUUAGUUCAUACCGAAAAGGAAAUUAACAGAACAUUGCUUGGUUCAUACAUGUUCCGAAAUUUGAGCGAUCUCUUGAGUUAGACAUAGAUUUUCUAUUUUGUUUUAUUUUGUCAAGGUAUUUUUCUUCCCUUCAUGAACUUUAGGUACACAUAACUUAUGUCAUUUAUUUAUGGUCUUUUAUACCUAGUUUGUAAAAUUGUAAAAUAGCAAACUAAAUGCAAAGAGUUUGCAUUUGAAAAUAAUAAAGUAGUUGCCGUAUACAGAC
This is a messenger RNA of Canis lupus familiaris (dog), 6368 nucleotides long. RefSeq names its product EPH receptor A4 (gene EPHA4). The transcript is spliced from 18 exons. Bases 63 to 3023 code for a protein of 986 amino acids. Gene Ontology annotation, cellular component: plasma membrane; neuron projection. NCBI's taxonomy places the organism in Eukaryota, Metazoa, Chordata, Mammalia, Carnivora, Canidae. The record is from RefSeq and is a predicted model, not a curated record. Gene Ontology annotation, biological process: axon guidance; cell surface receptor protein tyrosine kinase signaling pathway; protein phosphorylation. Gene Ontology annotation, molecular function: protein binding; ATP binding; transmembrane-ephrin receptor activity.